Molecule: messenger RNA, 2160 nt
Organism: Mercenaria mercenaria
Lineage: Eukaryota; Metazoa; Mollusca; Bivalvia; Venerida; Veneridae
Exons: 16
Coding region: 172-1836 (554 amino acids)
Source: RefSeq, a predicted model, not a curated record
UUCAUAACAGAGAAAGUCAAAUGAUUGAUAAAAUAUGAAUAUAUGUUGAAAUAAGAUAUUCUUUUUAGACUAGAUGAUGAACAAGCACAGAAUAUAUCAACGGAAUCGACCGACAACACCAAAUUUCAAGGGCAUUCUGAGAGCGACAUUGUGAAGUCACAACAGGAGCAAAUGAAGCAACAAGAAGAUAGCAAAGAAAAUGACAAAAAGUCUGGGAAGAAGCCUUCGCAAAAAAACAGAUACAAAGCAAAAUGUGCAGUUCUUGAAAUGGAGAAAACAAGCCUUGAAGAACAGUUAGAAGCAGCUAGGAAAAUCAAACCAGGGCGAGAACCAUGUGAUUGUACCACUAGACAAAAUGAUCUACAUGACGAAAAUGAUAAACUAAAGAGGGAAACAGAAAAACUCAGCAAAGAAAUUUCAGAAUUGAAGAACGAUGUAUCCAAGCUUAGCCAGGAGAAAAAAGAAUACUUGGAAAAGUUAACAGCAAAAGAACAAGAAGUAAAAGGUUUCCAUGAAGCAUAUAAAAAAGAAAAAGAUUCUAUGUUGGGUGAACAUGUAAGGAAUAUUGGACAUUUAGAAAAUCGCCUGAAGAAAUUACAACAAACGAACGAAGCCUUGCGUAACAAAACUGUUACUCAGUCAGAAACAAUUGCAACCCUUAGUCAAGAGAAAGAAGCACUCCAUAACGAAAAGAAAAAUCUUCUGAUGAGAUUGAGCAAAUGUGCAGGAGAUAAUCUGACAUACCAGAAUCCAAGCAUAGCCGAUCUCAGUGAUGAAAAAAGACCCACAAAGUUAGCCGAGGAAUUCUCUGAAUUAUACGAUAAUGAAUGGACAGAUGCCUUUGAAAAAGUAAACAUUGAGGAUGAUCAAGGGAUAACAACAUUUAUGUUACAAUUAUUAAAGCGGGCCAGUGAACUGUGCAACCAGGUAUCGGAAAAUCAUGCUGAAUCUAUCAAAAGGAGUUUCUCUUCAAUAACUGUUAAACCACACGAACCAAAACGACAUUCAAAUGGCAGAAUGUCUCUCAACACACAGCUUAAUCCAGGAUCUUCAAAGAUAGGACCAGAUGUAGCUCAGAAAACCACCCUUUUGGAAGCUGUGAAAGAUUUAGGUAAACCGCAAAAUAGAUCUGAAAAUGAAGAAGCAGGCUCUAGUGAAUGGAAUGAUAACACCCUGACAGAUACUGCUGGUAGAGGUGUUGAAAAGGUACAGGUACCAGCCUUGCCACAAAAUACCGAACCAGAUGUUGAUCAUGUGCCCCGUUUUGUAGCUGAUAUGGACGGAAAUAUUUUUAAAACUGAAACCAACAAUAUGGAUAUAGACACUGCAAAAAAUACUGAAUCGCUGAAAGAAUCAGGCAAAAAUGAACGAGGGGAAGAAAUAGCCACUUCCAAUGCACAGAGUCAGGAAAGAAACGACGAUGAAGAACCAAAGCGAAAGAGGAUGAAACUUGAAUCAGACUUCGAACUGCUCCGGAAGGAACAAAAGAAAAUCAUUAUGGAAGCAAGGAAGUUUUUUGAAGUACAACUUUCAGAAGAGGUGGAAAGGGCCGGAAGUGACAUCAUUGUACAGGAACUAGGUAUUGAUCAGCAGACACAAGGGACUGUUGUUUCGUAUAUUAAGAAGUGCAUGAACAUCUGCUGGUCAAUGUGCAGACUUGAACCACCCGUGUAUGUUGAAUUUAUAGAUGUGGGUGACAACAUUCCUUUCGAUACAAACAAGUUCAAACCUUACACAAAAUCGGGGAAACUUCUGGAUUAUAUUGUAUGGCCGGCAGUUUAUCUUCAUAAGGAUGGGCCCAUGCUAGCAAAAGGAGUAGCUCAAGGAAUAGCAUAAGAAGAACAAAAACACUGGCACAAUAAAUGAUAUUUCGCUAUUAUAAUCAAACGCAUUUAUCAUUCAUCUUAAUUUGAUGUUAUAAUCUUACAGUUUCAAUAAAUUUAGAGUGCCCGUGUAAUGUACUUAGAUACAUAUAACAUUCUUUAAUCAAUGGCAGGAGUGAUACUAGACUUACUUGUGUUUUUUGAAUGGACAUGACUUGAGUGGUUUACAUUCAUCUUAUGUAAAUAAAUGUGUACUUUUUACAAGAAUUUGCUUAAUGUUACAGACUUGCUUGAAAUUAACAUGUUCAAUAAUAAACCAGCGGGAAGUUAGCAGUAG